Messenger RNA from Amyelois transitella, 2936 nucleotides. RefSeq lists its product as uncharacterized. Lineage: Eukaryota; Metazoa; Arthropoda; Insecta; Lepidoptera; Pyralidae. The record is from RefSeq and is a predicted model, not a curated record. Bases 256 to 2802 code for a protein of 848 amino acids. The transcript is spliced from 2 exons. Gene Ontology annotation, molecular function: DNA binding. Gene Ontology annotation, cellular component: nucleus.
CGUGAAAUACGCCAACUUUGCCUUCUAGGAAAACUUUGCCCAAAACAACGUUUUUAAAGAAUAUUACUAUUUAAAAAAAAAGUAACAAAAUAUCGGCAACAUUUAUCAUAUUUGUAGAAAAUAGACUUUAGAUGUGGCAACACAGAAUAGUGUGUGCGCUCCUAUCUUCACUCAGUCACCUGUCAGCAUUUGUACAGAACGGAGUGUAUUUUUGUGGGCCAAUUAUAGCAAAAGUUUGAGAGUGAAUUAUUUAUCAUGGUGAAAUCACAGAAAAACAAACAUAAGUCACGUAUACGACAAAGAAAGCCAAGACGUAAACUUGGAUCUAGAUUAUACAAAAAUUACUCUAACGAAAUGUUAAUGCUCGCUUGUGAAGCCGUUCAGUCGGGUCAAGUAUCUUCUCGAGACGCUGAAAAGCAAUUUGGUAUCCCAAGGCGAACCAUACUCAACAAACUGAAAAAUCUACAUACAAAGUCAGUUGGACAUCCAACAAAAUUGACAUCAGAGGAGGAGGUCAAAAUUGUAAAAGUUUUACAAGCGGCCAGCAAUUUCGGCUCGCCACUUACGAAACUCGAUUUAAAACUAUUGGUCCGUAAUUACUUGGAAAAGAACUCAAAGGAUCAUAUUUUCAAAAACAAGAUUCCAGGUGAUGCAUGGGUCCAGAGCUUUUUGGCAAGGCAUGCUGAUGAAUUGACUUUGAGAGCUACUCAAAAUAUUUCAAAAGCAAGAGCUGAAAAAGGAGCUCAAGAAAUAAUUGAUUACUUUAAUAAUUUAAGUGUGACACUGAAAGAUAUACCAGCUCAAAAUAUAAUAAAUUUCGACGAAACUAAUCUAUCCGAUGACCCUGGCUCUUCCGUUGGCAUUUUCCGAAGAGGGGUAAAAUAUCCGGAAAGAAUAGUAAAUUCUACCAAAGGAAACAUAUCUCUUAUGUUUACGGCCACUGCAAGCGGGCGGUGCCUUCCUUUAUAUGUUGUUUAUAAAGCAACUAAUUUGUAUUCAGAAUGGAUUAAUGGAGGACCACCAGGGACCCGAUAUAACUGUACCAAGUCAGGGUGGUUUGACAGCGUAAUGUUUGAGAAUUAUUUUGAAACUAUUAUUCUACCAUGGGCAACUGAAACUGCCGGGACAAAGGUUGUCAUAUGCGAUAAUUUAUCCAGCCACUUAAGUAUUAAGGUAGUUGAGUUAUGUGAACAGCAUGACAUCAAGUUCGUUUUUAUCCCCCCAAGAUCAACACAUCUCACCCAACCCCUUGAUGUCGCAUUUUUUGGGCCUUUGAAAAAAUGCUGGCGUAAAGUUUUAUAUCAAUACAAGCUCAAAAAUCCAACUCAAACCACACUUAACAAGAAACAUUUCCCGAAAUUGCUUUCUGAAUUAAUAGAAUCGAUUCGCAUGUCGGAAAAAUCAAACAUUAUUAGUGGCUUUAGGGCAUCGGGAAUAUAUCCACUAAAUCCACAAGAAGUCCUUAAGAAGAUCCCACAAAUGGAAAUCCAGUCGUCUUCGUAUGGAAUUGAUCAAGUUCUGGUAGAUUAUUUAAAAGAAACUAGAUCUCCAAAGCCUUUUCAAGUACAAAGGAGUAAAAAAGUUAAUUGCGAGCCGGGAAAAUCAGUGACCGCUUCCGAUUUAAAUGUUGAUUCUAGGUAUAAGAAAAUAAAAAAUAAAUCAGCUAAGAUGGCAAAUGAAAAAAAAAGAAAUGAUGAAUCUUUUUACUUGGACGAACAAACUGGUCUUUUCAUAUCAGAAUCUACUCUUUUUUCAAAUAAUGAUACCAAUUAUGAUCAAGACUACAACUUGGAAGAGGCUUUCGGUAUCCCUCUAUAUCAGCAUAAUUCUAUACCUGAAAGUUUAAGCAAACAAUGUAUCACAAUUAUUAAUUUCUACAUGAGUCAAUCAUUCCGUAUUAAAACUAAAACAUUUGCACCCACUAAUGACUUACAUUUUAAAUCUCCCAUAGGUAGUUUCACAAACACAAUGAUUGUACGAAAAGACAAUGACAGUUCCGUUCAAAAUACUGAUCCAGCCAAGAAAAAUAAAAUAAUCAUACUUUCCGAUGUCCUACUUAAACCAGGAUCAGCAUCAGCGACUAAUGUUUGUUAUUUAAAUGAAGCUUCUGGUAAGACUGAAAAUAUACCGUUUACAUCUAUGAACAAAAAUGAUUUACCAGAAUGCCUGCAAGUGAAAAAAAAGAAACAAGUGAAGAAAAUGAAGACAAUAAAUAAAGAAAAAGAGAAAAAUAUAAAGAGAGGAGUCAGAAAUAAGAUAAAAGGAAAAAUUACAGCUCAAAAAAAUAGUAGAACAAAAAAAAGGAAUAAAAGAUUUGAUAGUGAUUCCAGCUCAAUAUCUACGGGUAAUGAAGUUAUAACAGCUGACACAGAUGAUUCUGAUUACGAAACAAUAAAUGAUUAUUACAUAGCGGAAUGCUUGCGGGAACAAGAAGAAAAGGAAAAUAUUGAUGAUUCAAAUACCAUCCCUUUUGGAUUACAUGAUAUUGAAUAUUUUUCUGAAAAUCAAGAAAGAAUUAAAAAAUACGACUGGGUUAUAGUUCGAUUUGCAACAAAAAAAAGUUUAAAACACUAUGUAGGUCAGGUAUUGUCCACUAAUGGUAUAAAUCCUACAGUAAAAUUUUUAAGAAAAGUUAAAGAAUCAAAGUCCAUCUCAGGAACGACCUUUACUUACCCAAUAGUGGAUGAUAUUAGCACCAUACAACAUACUGAAGAUAUUAUAGCGGUUUUAUCCGAACCAAAGAUAACUCGACGUGGUCAAAUUGUAUUUAAUGUCGAUUUCAGUAGUUUUAACAUACAAUAGUAGUUCACUCGUUAAACCGUUAUAGUUAAGCCUUAUAUAACUUACGUAUGUUCAAUUCAGUAACUGUGAUUUGAUUAAGACUGCUACAUUUUCCAAAGAAUAAUUAUAUAACUUUAAGAAACACUCUCCUAUAU